This is a messenger RNA of Oncorhynchus mykiss (rainbow trout), 828 nucleotides long. Lineage: Eukaryota; Metazoa; Chordata; Actinopteri; Salmoniformes; Salmonidae. The record is from RefSeq and is a predicted model, not a curated record.
AUGUCCCUGGACAGCGCGGGGACCACAGCCCUGUGUCAGGACCCUCCUCCAACACCAGACCAUAGCCCUGUGUCAAGACCCUCCUCCAACACCAGACCUGUGUCAGGACCCUCCAACACCACAGCCCUGUGUCAGGACCCUCCUCCAACACCAAAGCCCUGUGUUAGGACCCUCCUCCAACACCACAGCCCUGUGUCAGGACCCUCCUCCAACACCACAGCCCUGUGUCAGGACCCUCCUCCAACACCACAGCCCUGUGUCAGGACCCUCUUCCAACACCAGACCACAGCCCUGUGUCAGGACCCUCCUCCAACACCAGACCACAGCCCUGUCUGUGUCAGGACCAUCCUCCAACACCAGACCACAGCCCUGUCUGUGUCAGGACCCUCCUCCAACACCAGACCACAGACCUGUCUGUGUCAGGACCCUCCUCCAACACCACAGCCCUGUGUCAGGACCCUCCUCCAACACCAGACCACAGACCUGUCUGUGUCAGGACCCUCCUCCAACACCACAGCCCUGUGUCAGGACCCUCCUCCAACACCAGACCACAGACCUGUCUGUGUCAGGACCCUCCUCCAACACCACAGCCCUGUGUCAGGACCCUCCUCCAACACCAGACCUCAGCCCUGUCUGUGUCAGGACCCUCCUCCAACACCAGACCACAGCCCUGUGUCAGGACCCUCCUCCAACACCAGACCACAGCCCUGUCUGUGUCAGCACCCUCCUCCAACACCACAGCCCUGUGUCAGGACCCUCCUCCAACACCAGACCACAGCCCUGUCUGUGUCAGGGCUAAUGAGUGAAAGCAGGCCUCUAGGGCCAUAA